Messenger RNA from Ostrinia furnacalis (Asian corn borer), 1719 nucleotides. RefSeq lists its product as uncharacterized. Gene Ontology annotation, cellular component: transcription regulator complex; nucleus. The transcript has 2 exons. Lineage: Eukaryota; Metazoa; Arthropoda; Insecta; Lepidoptera; Crambidae. The coding region runs from base 415 to 1365 and encodes 316 amino acids. Gene Ontology annotation, molecular function: DNA binding. The record is from RefSeq and is a predicted model, not a curated record. Gene Ontology annotation, biological process: regulation of transcription by RNA polymerase II.
ACUCCGGCCUCCGCCCGCAGUCCGUACGCCGCCACGCGACACGAAACUGGUUUGAUAGUGCGACGUUAUCUAAUAAUAAUUCUUCAAGAAACGCAUAUAGUUUAUUUCCAACACACAAUUCUUUAGUGAAUAAUUAUUUUACCUAAAAGUGUACUACUUCACCUAAGCUGAUACUUAGGGUUAAGUGACGUUAGUGAAACAUUUAUUGUUGUCCGUGAUUCCGCGACAAAAAAACAAGAUGGUGUAGCUUGCGCUGCGAGUUGAGUGCGCUCGUGCGUCAUCGUGCACGAUCGGAGGAGCUCGGCCGCCGCAUGCCACGCGCCUCGUCUGCCCCACUGGCGCUGCUGCAUGUUGUUGGCCAUGAAAUAACACCGCCAAAACAAACAACACUAGGAAUAAUUAUUACCGAGCCAAAUGUCGUACUUCGAACAAUAUCUCAAAUAUAACACAAAAAUGAAGUCAAAGGCGAAGAAAAUUUUAGAGGAAAUACACCCUCUCGCCAUAAUCAAAGAAGUAGAGAAAUGGCCGGUUUUGUACGCGAAGGACAGCUCCGAUAGGAAUAACACACAUUUCAAGAUCAAAAUAUGGCACGAAGUAGCAAAAGAGGUGUUCCCAGAUUGGCACAGUUAUUCUAGAGAAGACAAAGAUAUCAAAGUUUCAGAUUUAAUGAAGAAAUGGCGCAAUCUGCGGGACACGUGGAAACGGCAUGUGGAGAUAGAAAAGAAAAUCAGCGAGGGGCUCAACAUCAAGAAAAAAGUGUACGUGUACUACCACCACAUGGCCUUCCUGCUGCCGCACCUGCAGGCCGGCGACAGCGAGCCGGAGGACGGCCCCGCGCCGCUGCCCGCGAUGCACGCGCCGGAGCCCGCGCCGGAGACCGCGCCGGAGACCGCGCCGGAGCCAGCGCCGCCGGUGCCCACGCCGCCACUCGCGCCAUUGUCCGCGCCGCCACGCGCGCCAUUGUCCGCGCCGCCACUCGCACCAUUGUCCGCGCCGCCCGCCAAGAGGAGGAAGCUCAAGCACUCCUCCUCGUGCGUCCACCUCGAAGACAUCGACGAGGACAAACACUUCCUCAUGUCUCUGAUACCGUCUUUCAGAAAAAUGAAUGAAGACGAAAAACUGACCGUUAAAAUGGAAAUACUGAGAGCUAUAAAAGGAGUGAGGGAUGGCUCUAUCUCAUCACAAGUCAAUUUUAAUUAUGAGGUGGUGGAUUCCCUUGGGUUUGCUAUGGAUAUAGAUACUAGGGGUGAUGGUAUUAAAAAAGAAGUGUGUAUCAAUGAGGAUGAUGAAUUAAUCGAUCUCGAAGCUGAGGCCGUCAAUGACGACGGUGACGAAGGGGAGGAAUAUAUUAUUAUAAGACACUAAUGUUGUGAGUAUACUAUGUUAUUGAGUCAUAAUCGUGGAACCGGUGAGGAUAGUGAUCGUGAAUCGUGACAGCGACGCAGCGAGUGGGUGACCUAUAUACGAGGGGCGUGUCACGGCGGCUGGCGAUGCUGAAUGCAGCGCGCGCGAGCCGCGACGCGCGCGCCCGGCACCAGUCGCCACUCGCCCGACGGGUUUCGUGUGACGGUUCCCCAACGGAUACGAUUUACUUUGGAACUAUAAAACGUACGCAUUCCGCACAAUGCGUUGAUAAUUUUUAAGAGAAAAUUGCACCAAGUUAAAAAAAACUUGUUAGUUUUUUACCUCCGACUUUAUCAAUAAAACUAUUGAAUUGUU